AUGGCCUUCUUUGAUCCUUUCGAAAGAUUUUUGGAUCCUUUUUAUGAUCCAACCUUUGAUUUGAGUCUUCCUUAUGUUUUUGUGAAUGAUUUGACUACACCUUCCGAUCGACUUGAUAAAUCGUGGAAUCGUGAUCGAUGGGGAAACCGUGAUAGAUGGGAUAGAACAGGCUGGGGCGAUCGAGAAGCACGACGUCGUGUGCCUAUUCAGGAUCGCAUACCGCGUCACGUUGAUUCGCGUGUUAUGACUGAGAGAGAAGGAGACGUUGUUUGGAGACCCGCCACUGACGUUUUUGAGACUUCUGAUUACUUUAUUGUCCAUAUUGACUUACCCGGUGUUCCUAAAGAAGAUAUUUCGAUCGAUCUUCGUGAUCGUGAACUAAUUGUUCAGGGUGAUUCCAAAGGCUUUAAUUAUGAAUGUGCUACAUCGCGUGUUCGUGAACGUAACAUUGGGCGCUUCCGAAAACACGUCUAUUUGCCUCGUGACAUUUCCAUUGCUAAAGAAGAUAUCGACGCAAAUUAUCAGGAUGGAUUGCUUGAAUUAAAG
This is a messenger RNA of Dentiscutata heterogama, 546 nucleotides long. The record is from the annotation of a GenBank genome assembly. NCBI's taxonomy places the organism in Eukaryota, Fungi, Glomeromycota, Glomeromycetes, Diversisporales, Gigasporaceae.